ACUCGGGAAACACGCUGCAGCAGAGACUGUCUCCACUCCGCAUCCAGGUUGUCACUCGUUGUACAGCAGUUUUAGAAAAAUAAAUCGCUGUUAGUUAUCAAUAUAAUAUCAGCACUAGUGCACACUUUGAAAGAGCUAGUUGGAUAGCCUUUGGCUAGCGUCCGUUAGUGAGGUCUCCGCUUGAAUAAGCUGCUUUUGUAACUUGCCACCGGUUGAUGUUUCGCUGAAGAAAAGUCCUUCGGAAGGCAGCAACAUUGCUUAUAUUUGUUAACGUUACAGUUUUCUAACGGUGACUACAUUGGUGGGUGACAGUUGGCAGCAAUGAGCUGUGUAAAGGAAGAAAGAAGCGUGUCCCCUCAGUGCCCCAAACCUGACGAGUCUGAGGAGCCUCUGGGCACAGCCAUGGAGACUGCAGCAGAAAAUGAUGCCAGUGUGAAAUCUGAGAACGUCAUGUCUGACAUCGUCAUCACUAAAGAAAUGGAGGAAGAAGAAAAGCAACUGAUGGAGGAAGGGGAGAGGAAAGAAAAGGAGAUGAGAGAGAAGGCUCAGCAGUCGUUGCAAAGGGAUUCUCAUGAGAUGCGUUUCAAGAGAUUGCAGCAUUUGCUUGAGAAGAGCAACAUCUACUCCAAAUUCCUACUGACUAAGAUGGAGCAGCAGCAGCAAGAGGAGAAAGUGAGGAAGGAGAGACUCGAAAAAAAGGCCAAGAAGACGGUGAACACAAGCACCACAGCAGCUGAGAAAGACAAAAAGAAGCGGAGGAGGGAUGAUGACUACAAAAUUGCUGAUAUAAUGUCUAAAGAAGAAAUCAUGUCAAAGGCCAAGAAAGUGAAAGUAGAAGAAACGGAACAGGUACAGGCCCAGAAGAAACUCGAUGCUGAGGAUAUCAAGAAGCUGAGUGAUUCCAACCACGACAUCAAGAGUCGCCUGUCAGAAACAGUGCGAGACAACGCCAAGCAUCUUCUGCAUCCUGACAGGAAGGUGAACGGCCAGCCAGUACCGGCCCAGCAGCCCGAGCUGUUUACCGGCGGCAUCAUGAGAUGGUACCAGAUAGAGGGCAUCGAGUGGCUGAGGAUGCUGUGGGAGAACGGGAUCAACGGGAUCCUGGCUGACGAGAUGGGACUGGGAAAGACCAUCCAGUGCAUUGCCCACAUCGCCAUGAUGAUAGAGAAGAAGGUGCUGGGCCCCUUCCUGGUGGUGGCCCCUCUCUCCACUCUGCCCAACUGGAUCAGUGAAUUCAGGCGCUUCACACCAGAGGUGUCUGCGCUGCUUUACCACGGAACUCAGCAAGAAAGGGCCAAGCUGCUAAAGCAAAUUCGCAAGCCUCAAGGCCCGCUCAGCAUGAAUCCCGUCGUCAUCACCUCUUUCGAGAUCGCCAUGAUCGACAGGAAGUUCCUACAGCGGUUCCAGUGGAAGUACCUGAUAGUGGACGAGGGCCACAGGAUAAAGAACCUGAACUGCCGGCUGGUCCGGGAGCUGAAGCUCUUGCCCACAGACAACAAGCUGCUGCUGAGUGGCACACCGCUGCAGAACAACUUGGCUGAGCUCUGGUCCCUCCUCAACUUCUUGCUGCCAGAGGUCUUUGACGACCUCAAGAGCUUUGAGUCAUGGUUUGAUUAUGACAGCAUCUGUGCCGAGGCUGAGAACGUGGUGGCUGCUGAGCGGGAACAGAACAUCCUGAGCAUGUUGCAUCAGAUUCUGACUCCGUUCCUGCUGAGGAGGCUGAAGUCGGAUGUUACGCUGGAGGUUCCUCCUAAGAAGGAGAUUAUUGUUUAUGCUCCUCUGACGCCCAAGCAGGAGACCUUUUACACGGCCGUGGUCAACAAGACCAUCAGAAAACUUCUGGGUGUGGAGAAGGCAGAGGCUCCAGAGGCACAGACCACCAGUGGCAGGCCAAAGCGCAGGAACCGUAAGAUAGUGGACUACAAAGAAACUGAUAGCAUUACUCCUAUAGACUUGGAGAAGUACCUGGAGAAACAGCUGGAGAAGGCCCGUGAGGAGCAAGAGCAAAGCCUUAGGCCAGUGGUAGAUGUCCAGUGCCCGCUGGACAACCUGAUCAAUAUAAAACUGCAGAACAUCCUCAUGCUGCUGAGGAAAUGCUGCAACCACCCCUACCUUCUUGAGUACCCACUGGACCCUGCCACACAGGAGUUCAAGAUUGAUGAAGAGCUGGUGCAGACCUCAGGGAAGUUUCUCAUAAUGGACAGACUGCUGCCUGCACUGAAGAAACGGGGACACAAGGUUCUGAUUUUCAGUCAGAUGACCUCCAUCUUGGAUAUCUUGGUUGACUACUGCUAUCUGCGUGGAUUCCAGUACAGCAGGCUGGAUGGCAGCAUGUCCUACACUGACCGAGAGGAAAAUAUGACCAAGUUUGCCAAAGAUCCAGAAGUUUUCCUGUUCCUGUUGAGCACCAGAGCAGGAGGACUUGGAAUCAACUUGACAGCUGCUGACACAGUCAUCAUCUUCGACAGUGACUGGAACCCCCAGGCAGACUUGCAGGCUCAGGACCGAUGCCACCGCAUUGGGCAAACCAAACCAGUGGUGGUGUAUCGCCUGAUCACAGCCAACACCGUUGAUCAGAAGAUUCUGGAGAGAGCCUCGGCCAAGAGGAAGCUGGAGCAGAUGGUCAUCCAUAAGAACAAGUUCAAAGGAGGGAAGGCAGAACUGAAAGAGUCUAAAAGCUGCAUUGAUCUUGAUGAGCUGAUGGAGCUGCUCAAAGACAGAGGCACUGAGAAAGAGGUGAAAGGAUCAAAGGGGAAGGUGAUUAGCGACAAAGACCUGGAGAUAUUAUUGGAUCGCAGUGACUUGCUGGACAAGGGAAAAAAGGGUGUGAAGCAAGAGAAGGUUGGAGUCUUCAGAGUGGUUGGAGAUAAAGAGUCAGCAGAGAUCAGUCUGACCUGAAGACACAGUUUGUUUAGAUUUGAACUGACAACAUUCCUUCAGAACAAAAAGCUAGAGCCGGAUCCAGUUGGACUGCAACGCUGCUGUCACUCGUAGUACAGACUGAAAAAUCAAGGACUUGAUGUAACCCUAAAACUGCUGUUUGGAAACUUUGACAACUAUUUUUGGUCUUUAUUUUACUUUUAACUUUUCUGUUUGUUUUUUAUAUCAUUGUACUGUUUGGGAGAUGGAACCACUGGAUUUAGGGUUUGACCAAUAUGGGGAUCUGAAGGUUAAAAUUGAUAGUAGCAUAUAUUUUGUGCUGAAAUUCAAUUUUAAAUUUGGCCACUUUCAUCCUCAAAUACCCAAAACAGACAUGGAUUUGCCCCGGUUCUUUUCGCCCCUUUUUUUGCUGGCAGUAGAACAUCUUUGAACCAGCAUUUUAUAGACCAUCAUGGGACAAUAAAAAAUCUAAAUUGAAGCUCAUAAUACUGUUCAUAAUUACCAAAUCACUUGUGUGGAAUUCCAUCAAAAUGUCUCAUUAGAACCUGUUCAGGUUAAAAGCUAAUAUUAAUCACAUACAAUAAAUAUGCAAUCAAACUGUAUCAUAUCCAUCAGAUCAGAGAUGGACAGCACUGCAGUUCUUAAUAAAAAGCUGAUAUCUUUCCCAUAUAUUGGCAGUAUACGUUUAUCAAACCCUUGUUAUCAAUGGAUGAUAUUACUUUCAAACAGGGAUGGUAUUCAAGAGGUGCAACAAAAAAAAGUGAGUCUUGUCAAGAUAUUUCUGUUUGGUUCAGGACCAGUUGUCCAUUGGAACUGUAUGUUGUAUCACAGCACUUUUCAUUCAAGGAAGCCAGUCUUGAAACAAAUUUUUUUUUUUCUUUCACAUAUAAAUAAAGUUGAUAAUCUAACAUCCGUGAA
Molecule: messenger RNA, 3798 nt
Organism: Myripristis murdjan (pinecone soldierfish)
Lineage: Eukaryota; Metazoa; Chordata; Actinopteri; Holocentriformes; Holocentridae
Gene: hells
Product: helicase, lymphoid specific
Exons: 23
Coding region: 322-2898 (858 amino acids)
Biological process (GO): pericentric heterochromatin formation; DNA methylation-dependent constitutive heterochromatin formation; negative regulation of gene expression via chromosomal CpG island methylation
Cellular component (GO): nucleus; pericentric heterochromatin
Molecular function (GO): chromatin binding; ATP binding
Source: RefSeq, a predicted model, not a curated record